Molecule: messenger RNA, 791 nt
Organism: Paramecium sonneborni
Lineage: Eukaryota; Ciliophora; Oligohymenophorea; Peniculida; Parameciidae
Source: the annotation of a GenBank genome assembly
AUGAGAGUUCGAAAAUUACAGGAAGAGAAAGAUUAAAUGGUCAGCACCAUAAUUAUUGGUGGAUGUUCAUUACAUAUUAAUGAAUAAAAUCAAUUGUUUGAUAUUAACAAUUUUUAAAAGGAAUCUUGCAUAUUUAGUUUGUAAUAAUAAUAUACAAAUAAAUAUGAUUAACAUAUUGUUAUUCAUUUAAAAACUGAAUUGAAAGAAAGGUUAAAAUUUAAUAGUACACUUAGUAUUUAAUUGAUGUAAAUGAAUUUAAGUUAUACGUAUUUAUAGAUAGCAAUGAGAAUUAUAAUGAGUAUAAUUGAACAUAAUAAAUUUAUCUAAAGCACCUCAAUUUCAACUUAUUUGGUGUAAAUCAGGAAUUAAUAAAAAUUAUUGUGAUUAGAUUGGAGAAAUCAAAACUGAUGAGAUGGAUAGUAAAUCAUUAAGUGAUGAAGCUACAAUUGAAUUUAAUGAUGAUUUUGAGUAAGCAUUAGAGAAAAGUUAUGUCAAUGAAGAUGAUACAGAAGUUUAGUUUGAAGAAUCUCAGAUUGAAGGUUUGAACUAAUCAGUAUUAAACUAAUCCAGUUUAGGAGAUUUAAAUCAAAGUACAACGAAAACAAUCUAUUUUUUCAGUGUCUGUAUUUAAAGAAUUGAUUAAUGAUGAAGAUGAUAAACAAGGGCUGGAAGAAUUGGAUGAUGGACAAUUAAUCUUUAAAGUGAAAAGUCAGAAAGUAAGAAUAAGAUUAUCAAGAAAUAAUAUAAUAGAUAAAUGGAGUGUAGAUAAUUUAAAAAACAAACUAUUAUGA